AUGAGCCGUAAACGGACGUGGACGGAAGGUCGACAAUUAAAUGCCUAUGAAAGUGACACUUUGACAUCAGGGACGGAUCAGUAUGAGGAUCGUUCAGAAGGUGGUGAAGUGAUUGAAAAAGAAAUGAAACGGUUGCGCGUGGCUUACAAUUAUGACGGAGCACAUGGAAGAGUACGAUGGGCAGGUGAAGUGAUUGCAAUGGAUACGGACAUGGAGAUAUCUCGAGCUAAAGCUGUUCGUAGCACUUACGCUGAGGCAAAUGCGAUGCUACGAGAGUUUCACUAUCUACGACAAUUGCGCAAGUUUCAAGCAGAAAGAGGACGAGCUCGAGCAAAUUACGUGGUGAAUGAAGUUAGCAGUACUAGUCCAGUGUUCACGGAGUCAAGCGAUAUGAAUUGGGACUGA
Messenger RNA from Peronospora belbahrii, 405 nucleotides. NCBI's taxonomy places the organism in Eukaryota, Oomycota, Peronosporomycetes, Peronosporales, Peronosporaceae. The record is from the annotation of a GenBank genome assembly.